AUGGCCUCGGUUGUAAAAGAUGAGGGAAGUGGCUAUCCGAUAGCAUUGGAUAGUUUCAUUCCGGAUUUGAGCGCGAUGAGCUACUCAACUUUGCUAACUCAAACUGUGCUCGCCUGUGUGAUUGUCUAUGUAAUCUUCUCGAAAUUCAAUCGUAAACCACGAGAAAGAGAAUUGUCCGAAGAGGUUAGUAAUGAAAAGGAGGCGUUGAUAGCGAGUUGGGAACCUGAGCCAUUAGUACCGGAAACUCCAGCGGAUCAUCCGGCCUUGAAUCCGAAAUAUGUGGACGGGAAAAUGACGAAGUAUGUGCAAAUCGAUGGAAAGGAAUAUCUGAAUGUCGCUACCACAAAUUUCUUGGGAUUGGUUGGAGAUGAACGUAUUGAGGCGACAGCUAAGAAAACGAUUAUGAAGUAUGGAGUGGGCUCAUGUGGUCCACGAGGUUUCUACGGAACCGUUGAUGUUCAUCUUGACUUGGAGAAGGAAUUGGCGGAGUUUCUGGGAUGCGAAGAGGCCGUUCUGUACAGUUACGGGUUCGCGACAAUCGCUAGUGCUAUACCAGCUUAUGCGAGACGAGGAGAUGUGAUCUUCGUCGAUAAAGGUGUGAACUUCGCCAUUCAAAAAGGUGUGCAAGCGUCGAGAAGUCGCAUCGAAUGGUUCAACCACAAUGAUAUGGAUGAUCUGGAAAGACUUCUCGAGGAACAGGCAAAACUCGACUUAAAAGAUCCGAAAAAAGCAGCAAAGACACGUCGUUUCAUGGUGGUUGAGGGACUGUACUACAAUUUGGGUGAUUUAUGUCCAUUGCCGAAAUUGUUGGAGUUGAAGUGGAAAUACAAAGUUCGAAUCUUUAUUGAUGAAUCGAUAUCGUUUGGUGUACUCGGCAAAACCGGACGAGGUCAGUUAGGAAAUCAUUUUGAAAUGUUUUUCUCGCUAUUUCUUUCAGAAUUUUUUUACCUUUCUAGAUUUUGCCCACUGUGA
Messenger RNA from Anisakis simplex (herring worm), 972 nucleotides. The record is from the annotation of a GenBank genome assembly. NCBI's taxonomy places the organism in Eukaryota, Metazoa, Nematoda, Chromadorea, Rhabditida, Anisakidae.